AAGGUUGGUAAUGCGACCUGUCUCUCCUUCUCUCUCUCGCCGUUCACUCUCUGUUGUUUGUUUGGAUGUAAAGUUGAGUUGUUGGUUCUAUUUCAUAUUUCACAUAUUUCUAUGAGCCUUUAACCGAAAUGACACACGGGGAGGAGAGAGACGCCUUUACUGGCAUUUACAAAACUAACGACCCAAUACAAAAUUUGAAAAUAAGGGUACAUCUGAGACAUGUGAAGGCUGCUCAUAUUCCUCUGCCUCAAUUUGUUAAUGAAGAUCAAGAGCGUGAUCUUGAUGGAGCUUCAUCUGCAUCAGCUACUGCGUCUGUUACAGUAUCAGGAACCAGCCAAGCUCGUGGGAACAGCUCAGAUGACGAGAUUAAAACAUUUGCUUGGCAAGAAAAAGUUUUCAGCCGUUAUGAGAUUGACCUCUACAACGAUAUUUCCAACUGCCACACUGCCCUUCAAGAACAAUACCACAAGGAAAUAAGAACAAUAACAAGCGUCCAUCGACAGAACUCUCAACAGGACCGCCUGUUUACUUAUGUCCAUAACGAUGAUGUUUCAUCAAUUCAAGAAGAUGAAGAUACACCAACACUCUCCAGUGAGCCACAUCAUAAUCAUUUAGUCAUAGCUAUGAGACAACUUCAGACAAAGCAAAGAUAUGUUCCUAGAAAUAUUUUUAGGAGAGAGAAAAUGAGACGUCGACAGGUUUUGGUUCAAGAAGGCCAGGGAAAUGCUGAGUUUCAUCUUCAGGGACUUCCCCAAGCUGCCUGCCAGAGAAUGUAUAUUAUGGCCGAUCUAAGUUCCUUAAAUGAUGUUGGGGCAAAUGAGUAUGUCUUGUGUGUUGUUCGAUGGAAUGCUGCCAGUGGCUCUUUAUUUGUUUCACCUGAUAUAUGCGGCCCUCCAACAGAAUCUAAACCAUACCGGAUAGAAGUGGAUGGAGAUGCACGUAAUGUAUAUGAAUAUUGGCUUGAGCUUGCCUCUUCUGAUACGAGUGAAGAGGAAAAAGUUAGGGAAGCUGAAUUGAGAUCUAAGGUAUAUCGCCAUCAGUCAGACCUACGAAAGGCUAGAAUUGGUGACGAUUUCUGUGCUUGUCAGAGUGGUACUCUAUCAGUAAAUAUUUUUGGUCAGAUAAAUAUUCUUCAAAAUUUUGAUGACCACAAUCUCUUUAUACAUUACUUCAUAGAUUUGCCUAGAGGUUGGAGUUCUGAUUCUGAAGAAUCUCUCGCUGGCAUAAGUGCAUCAUGUAAGGCAUCUAAUGGCUGUGUCCACCUGGGCCACCCACUGCAGUUUAAUUUGAAGCUUAGUCUAUCUGAGCUGGAAGAUUCUUCCGACGUUGUUCCAAGGUGGCCCCAAUUGAUGUUUGAAGUUCUCUCCAUGGACUGGUGGGGUCGCUUCCGAACCGAGGGUUAUGGAUACGUAACACUGCCCUCAACUGCUGGACAGCACCAUGUCACCACUCACACGUGGAGGCCUAUUGGAAAUUCGCCUGUGAGUGAGUUACGCCGUUUCUUCAUCGGUGGCAACCCAGAACUUGAGGAUAUCACCUAUGUCGGAAUUCCUCAUGAACAUGAGGGACCUCUUCUUGGAAAGUACGGUGUCCAGACUGUCCCCAGUGGAAGUGUUGACACAGUCUUCAAUGUGGUGCUGCAGUCAUCAUCCCCAUCAGGCAGAGCCAUGUCAACAGCACCUUCAGCAUUGCUGGAGCGUCUGAGUGCAGCCACCCUGGUCAGCAGUGUGAACCAGGUCCUUGCGGCCUUCAGAAGAGCACACGAGCGCAUGCUUGCUGCCAAACAAGGGCUGGACCUCAAGGACCUUAACGACCUCAAAGGCACCGCCACAGAGACCGCCACUGACACACAAGAAUCUGUGAUGUGAUAGCCAGCUACGUACAGUUACAUCCUGAGAGUCAUCUUUAUUGAUUCAGUAUUAUGUGUGUGUCUGUUCAACUUAAAGAGCACUAAUUUUGUGUGAUUAGUACUAUGUAUGUAUCUGUUUGUUUGCCUAUACAAGAGCACUGAGUUUGAUGUGAUUUAGUCAGCACAUUUUCUCUAUAAGUGCACCUGAUGCCUGUGAUUUGAUGAAACAUUUGUUUUCAAAACCAUGCCAAAGAUUUUUAAUACCUUGCAAAGUCAAAGUAAAUUUUCUUACACCUUAA
Messenger RNA from Thrips palmi, 2148 nucleotides. Its product is annotated as Meckel syndrome type 1 protein-like. The transcript is spliced from 10 exons. The record is from RefSeq and is a predicted model, not a curated record. Gene Ontology annotation, cellular component: MKS complex. Gene Ontology annotation, biological process: cilium assembly. The coding region runs from base 129 to 1868 and encodes 579 amino acids. Lineage: Eukaryota; Metazoa; Arthropoda; Insecta; Thysanoptera; Thripidae.